CUCCUCCAGCCGCCCGUCCGUCCGUCGCGCGCCUCCAGGAAAUGGAGGCUGCGCGGCGGAGACGAGAGUGUAGCUGCCGCGACACGAACUGGGAGGAGAGAAGCAGCGAGUAGCGGCAGCGACAGGGCGACGACUUCCAGCAGCACUUUGAGCACAAAGGCUUCGUGCACCCGAAGAUGAGCGACGCAGGUCAGGCCAAAGUGGAACUUUUUGUCAAGGCGGGCAGCGAUGGCCAAAGCAUCGGAAACUGUCCUUUCUCCCAGCGUCUCUUCAUGGUGCUGUGGCUGAAAGGAGUCACCUUUGACGUGACCACCGUGGAUAUGAAGAGGAAGCCGGACAUCUUGAAGGACCUGGCUCCUGGCGCUCAGCCUCCCUUCCUGUUGUACGGCAGCGAGGUGAAAACCGACACCAACAAGAUCGAGGAGUUCCUGGAGGAAAGCCUCUGCCCUCCAAAAUAUCCCCGCCUGGCCGCUCGUAACCCAGAGUCCAACACAGCGGGCAUGGACGUCUUCUCCAAAUUCUCCGCCUACGUCAAGAACUCAAACCCUCAGACCAACGAAAAUUUGGAGAAAGGCCUGCUGAAGGCUCUGAAGAAGCUGGACGACUACCUCGGCUCCCCGCUUCCUGACGAAAUCGACGAGAAUAGCGCAGAUGAGGUCACUUCCUCCUCCCGCCCCUUCCUGGAUGGCCAAGAGCUUACUCUGGCCGACUGCAACCUGCUGCCUAAGCUCCACAUCGUGAAGGUGGUGUGUUUGAAAUACCGAAAAUUCAGCAUCCCGCAGUAUCUGUCGAACCUCUGGAGGUACCUGAACGCGGCGUACGCGCGUGAAGAGUUCGCCUCCACCUGCCCAAUCGACGACGAGAUCCACAUCGCCUACUCCUCUGUCGCCAAAGCUCUCAAGUAGGAGGACCGCGGGACGCACCAGUCACAAACGCACCGGCAGAACGACACACGAAAGCACAAACACGCAACAACAAGCAUUCAAUCUGCGAGGCAAUGUGAUCGAUCCGUUUCUCUGCCCUGAGCUGCUCUUGAGCACUGCAGGAGUCUGUCUUUAUAUCUGUGUAGUCGCUCCGUGCGACUUUAACAGAUGAUCUCAACUUUUAUGAUUUUAAAUGAUUCUGAUAAUGGUUUAUCGCCGUCCUACAGUAGGUUUGUAUGUGUUGUUUUUUAAAUUUUUUAUAAAAGGGAUAUUAUUGUUGGCCUCAAGGAAACACGGCAGCACAGGAGUCAGAAUAACUGAUUCAUAAACAAACUCAAGUUCAAUCGAGAUUAAAUUUAUUUAGCUGUUAGUAGUAUUGUUGGUCAUCAUUGUUUUCCCCUGUACAACUCCUCGAUCACGUUGCUUGCAGACCUUCGCUGACAAACACAUUUCACGCAUUUGAAAACUACAGCCUUGCCUGUGCACGUUCUCACCAUCAGCAGAUUCUGCACACUGUAACAUUGGUUACUCGCUCCCUUCUUGGCUUCACGAUAUUCUUGAUAUUUUUAUUUCAUGAAAGGGAGAAUUAAACCGCUGCCUACGAGAUCAAACUUCCACUAGUACCUCGCAAGCCUCACACAAGCUCAUUCAGCUUUCAUUUUCAGUCCCAGCACCAGCUCACCUGCCAAAGUGUCUUUUGUGGUUUGUCUGUAAUCACAGACGCUUCACAUAAUGAGGAUAUGAUUCACAGAGGGAACAAGGCCUUGUACAGUCAUUAUUCAAAACCAACUUUCAUUAAACCGUAUGAGCAUUUUAUUCUUCGUAGCUCCACCUCAGAGAGGAAACGGGGGUGGCAGACCGGCGCUCGCGCUAGGGAGGCAGAGCUGAAAACGGUUAUAGAGACAGGAAGCCAUUUCAAUAGACACAGGCUUCCUCUUUCUGUGCUCCCACAGCAGGCGCAGAGGAUUAUUCAAGAUUACCGAGCUUGUUUGUGAUCUGUUGUAAGAGCCUCUUGCCAACAGUUAGUUCUGCUCUGCCUGGGAUGUAUGAAGGAUCUUUUUUUUUUUACUGUAUUGUCCCUAAAAAUGAAGGAGAUCAGGCUAAGAGGUUUUUAUACCUGCUGAAGUCUUCAAUUUAAGAACUGUCGUCGUGCAGUAGCUCGAGGCACGAGGACUGUGUCUGACGCAUGUUUCUCACGGGGAUAAAAAAAACUGUAGGAUGUAAAACAUGCAUGAUGUUUGAAAUGAAAAUAGCAUCUGUAGCUUCAUUUUAGGUUCGUAUUACUUCAAAGAUGAGGCUCUUUUUUUAUUCUACUUUCUUUAUUAUCAGCAAAUCCCACGAAAAGACCAAAACCAACAACAUGUGCUCGUCUCUCUCUGGACAUUCUGUUCAGAGCUGUAAUAUGUAGACAAUCAAUCGAUCAGUCGAUUGGAUAAAAAUUCACCCAGCAACUAUUUUGAUAAUCGUAAAAUAGUCACAGAUAUUAUUCAAGUUAAAAAAAAACCUGCAGAACUUUGCUGCUAAAAUGUCGAUAACUGUCGGACGGGUUGCCAUUAAAUGUUGUACAGACAUUUUUGUUUUUUCAACAACUAUUGGAAUUCGUCGCCCCAUGACAUUUUUGGGUUCAGACAUUCAUAAUAUUCCAGCCAGUGUUCUUUCUAAUGGGAUCUGUUGACAAUAAGGAGAAUAUAGGAAUAUCACUAGGCUUUGGAUAUUUCACUGACAGUAAUAACACACUUGUUUGGAGGUUUUUGUACACAUUUUUGCCGUCGGCCUCUCUCAGAUCAGGGUGAAGCUCAUUAAAAGAAAUGAAACCUAAGUGCAAUUUAAACUGAUUUGAAAAGACAAUCUGGUGCACACAGACUUUUUCUAUAUUAGAUAUCUGGCGUGAGCAGUCGGUUAUUUUCUUUCCCCCCUGAGGUUUAAUCCUGCCACGUGUAAUUCAAGUGUUCAAUCAAAGAGACGAUAUAUCAAACUUGACUGAAUUGUCGUUAAAUUUCAUCCAUUUAAAACUGGACUUAUUUUUUUAAAGGGAUCGUGUCUGAGUAAUGAUGUAUUUUAAUAUUUCUUCUCUGCAACAUGAAGAGUUUUUCACUCUCUUACUGUAGGUAACUUCAUACAGUUUCAGGGACCGUUUAACUUAUAUCCAUUUGAAAUGUUGUUUUCAUUAGUUUGUUUUUCACUUCACAGUUUUUAGGUCUUUCUUUUCUUUUCUUUUUUUUUGUUAAAUCUUCAUUUAUGGGACCUCUAUUGUGCUUUUCACGUAUUUUCCUGCCGCUCUGCAUUUCCCCUCAAAAUAUUUAGCCUUUUGUUAUUUUGUCUCUCAUCAAACUGUUUGCUAUCUAGUCUGAAGCAGUUGCACUUACAAGUCCACAGCAAUCGAAGCAGCGGAGUGGACACGAAAACAGUAGAUUUAAAACCAACAAUGAAAACAAUCUAAACUAAAUAGCAAAGUACAGAAAUGUAUUUUAUACUUUAAAGCUCUUAAAAAGACACAUUUACUCAAUAAAAAUAUCUUGAAUUAAAAAAAAAAAAUCAAACCAUGA
Molecule: messenger RNA, 3469 nt
Organism: Scophthalmus maximus (turbot)
Lineage: Eukaryota; Metazoa; Chordata; Actinopteri; Pleuronectiformes; Scophthalmidae
Gene: clic1
Product: chloride intracellular channel 1
Exons: 7
Coding region: 177-905 (242 amino acids)
Source: RefSeq, a predicted model, not a curated record